Molecule: messenger RNA, 650 nt
Organism: Daucus carota subsp. sativus
Lineage: Eukaryota; Viridiplantae; Streptophyta; Magnoliopsida; Apiales; Apiaceae
Product: H/ACA ribonucleoprotein complex subunit 2-like protein
Exons: 4
Coding region: 88-555 (155 amino acids)
Biological process (GO): snRNA pseudouridine synthesis; maturation of LSU-rRNA; rRNA pseudouridine synthesis
Cellular component (GO): nucleolus; cytosolic large ribosomal subunit; box H/ACA snoRNP complex
Molecular function (GO): box H/ACA snoRNA binding
Source: RefSeq, a predicted model, not a curated record
CAAGACCCCAACUAUCCUCUCCCACUCUACCGCCUUCUCAUAAACCCUAAUUUCCUGAAACCCUCUCUGUUUUUUCACAAACCAAAAAUGGGAAGCGACAGCGAGACAGAGAAAUCAGGCCACAAGGACAGGAAGAAGGCCUUCAUUUUAUCCCCCAUUGCUAAACCCCUCGCCGGUAAAAAGCUCUCCAAACGCGCCCUUAAACUCGUUCGCCGAGCUGCGGAAAAGAAAUGCUUGAAGAGAGGCGUUAAGGAGGUGGUUAAGAGUAUUCGCAAGGGUAACAAAGGAUUAUGUAUUAUAGCAGGGAACAUAUCACCAAUUGAUGUUAUCACUCAUGUUCCAGUAUUAUGCGAAGAAGCAGAUAUACCCUACAUAUAUGUCAACUCAAAAGAAGAGCUCGCAAAUGCUGGAUCCACAAAGAGGCCAACAUGUUGUGUUCUGGUUUUAACAAAGCCUACAAAGGGGGAGCUGGCACAAGAUGAACAAGAGAAGUUGAAGUCGGAUUAUGAUCAAGUUGUAACAGAUGUGUCUGAACUAGCUAGCACCUUGUUUUAAGUAUGUGUAUGAAAUUCGUACUUUAUCUGUCAUUGAUGUACUUCAUUUCAGCUGAUAUUACAUUAUAUGAUAUGGCUGUUUCUAGCCCCGCACCA